Molecule: messenger RNA, 8265 nt
Organism: Amphibalanus amphitrite
Lineage: Eukaryota; Metazoa; Arthropoda; Thecostraca; Balanomorpha; Balanidae
Product: filamin-A-like
Exons: 41
Coding region: 211-7686 (2491 amino acids)
Biological process (GO): actin cytoskeleton organization
Molecular function (GO): actin filament binding
Source: RefSeq, a predicted model, not a curated record
CGGCUGGAUAGCUAACCAUUGAGCUGUGGGCGCUGUGUGGAGCUGUGGAAGAGUUGUGAAUUUUAAGACGGUCGUGUUUCUAGCGGAGGAGCUGUGAAUAACAGGAUUUCCCCCACCACGGACGACCGAAUGAAGAUGUUGCUGGUCUUCUGAGACAGGGACGGCGCUAGUUCCAGAGCUGUUCCGCCAGGCGGCGCACUAGUAGCCACCAUGGGCUCGGCAGUACCGUCGCCGGCGGCGACUGCCAGUGGCAGCGCGCCGCGGUCAGCGGGACCGCCGCACGAGGACGCCAUGCUGGCCGAGGAGCGCGAUCUCGCUGACGAUGCCCAGUGGAAGCGUAUCCAGCAGAACACCUUCACCCGCUGGGCCAACGAGCACCUGAAGCCGCGCAACCGUCGGAUCAACUCGCUGGAGACGGACCUGCAGGAUGGACUCAACCUGAUCGCGCUGAUCGAGGAGCUCAGUGGAAAGCGAAUGCCGCGGCACAGCCGGCAGCCCACGUUCCGCUCGCAGAAACUGGAGAAUGUGUCCGUGGCGCUGCGAUUCCUCGAGAGGGACGAACACAUCAAGAUCGUCAACAUCGAUUCGACCCACAUAGUGGACUGUCAGCUGAAGCUGAUCCUGGGUCUGAUAUGGACGCUGAUCCUGCACUACAGCAUCUCCAUCCCUAUGUGGGAGGGCGACAACGGUCUGGACGAGGCCGACGAUCGGCCCGAGCCCGCGCCCAGAGUCAGGCUGAUGAACUGGGUCGGCUCCAAGAUGCCCGGUCUGCCUGUGAAAAACUUCACCUCAGACUGGAGAGACGGAAAGGCGAUCGGCGCUCUGGUGGACGGCGUGGCACCAGGUCUGUGUCCCGACUGGUCCAACUGGAGGUCAGAGGACGCCCUGAGGAACGCCUCCGAAGCCAUGGGCCUGGCCGACGACUGGCUCAACGUGCCGCAGCUGAUCCGGCCGGAGGACAUGAUUAACCCGAACGUCGACGAGCUGUCGAUGAUGACGUAUCUCUCGCAGUACCCCAACGCCAAGCUGAAGCCCGGCGCGCCGCUCCGCAGCAAGACCAACCCCGACAGAGUCCGGUGCUAUGGGCCGGGCGUGGAACCCUCCGGCCCGGCGGUCAGUGUUCCCACCACCUUCACAGUGGAGACGUUCGCCGCCGGCCAGGGCAAGGUCGAGUGUGAUCUCAUCAGGCCCGACGGACGCAUCGAACCGAUUGAGACCAAGUUUUCCGGCGACGCGACAAUGACCUACCGGUGCAGCUACACGCCUAGUUGCGAGGGUCGCCACCAGGUGUCAGUGCUGUUCGCCGGCCGGCCAGUACCCCGCUCGCCCUUCCCUGUGACCGUGGAGGGUCCGGCCGGUGACCCAAACAAGGUCACCGCCUCGGGACCCGGGCUGCGGCCGACUGGAGUGGUGGCCGGCAAACCGACCUACUUCGACCUCUUCACCAAAGACGCCGGCCGCGGCUCGCCAGAGGUCAUGGUGCUGGACUCACAGGGGAAGAGCCUGCCGCCCUCGCAGCUGAGCCUGCGACCGGUCGCCGACGGUCGGUGGCGGUGCGACUUCACCGCCCCUCAGUCCGGCCUUCACUCAGUCAACGUGCUGUUCGACCGGCGGCCCAUCGCCGGCAGCCCGUUCCCGGUCAAAGUUGGGCCAGCCUGCGACCCGCGCCGUGUCCGUGUCACGGGCAGAGGUCUGCAGUCGCACGGAGUCCGUGUCGGUGACACGGCUGACGUGCGGGUCUGGACCGACGGCGCGGGUGACGGCCAGCCGCAGCUGAGGGUCGUCGCACCAGGCGGAACGACGGAUACUGUGCCGCUGAGGAAGGUAGCCGACAGCGUGUAUGAGGGCGAGUUUUAUCCGACUCGCGAGGGACGUUACAUCGCAAUGAUUUCCUAUGGCGGACAGGAGAUCCCCAAGUCGCCAUUUGAGGUCAACGUCGGUCCUAUGAAGGAAUCCGCAAUUAACUGCUUCGGGCCGGGCCUGCGAGGUGGCGUUGCGGGCGCUCCAGCUGUCUUCACCGUGGACACUGGCGGCGAGACGGGCGCUCUUGGGUUCAGCAUCGAGGGUCCCUCCCAGGCGGCCAUUCAGUGCCGAGACAACGGCGACGGCUCGGCUGAUGUGAGCUACUUUCCGACGGCGCCCGGCGAGUACGCCGUGCACGUGCUCUGCGAGGGAGAGGACAUACCCCAGUCGCCGUGGAUGGCGCGGAUCUCGCCGCCCGUUCAUGGAGACCCGACCAAGGUGAAGGUGACCGGUGUUCAGUCGGAGGGGGUCACCGCUGGCCAGCCGUCACAAUUCAGUAUCGACACACGACAGGCGGGCGGGGCGCCGCCUCAACUGACCAUAAUGGAUGAGCAGUUCCAGACAGUGCCGGCACGGCUCACAGAGAAAACGCCGGGUGUGUUCCGUGCCGACUUCACCCCCAACAUCGGCGGAAAACAGACCAUCCAGGUAGAAUACUCUGGUGUGGCGGUGCCCGGCUCUCCGUUCCGAGUUCAGGCCGCCGACCGGCUGGACGCCAGCAUGGUGCGGCUGUUCGGACCUGCCCUGGAGCCCGGAGUCAAGGCCCAGCUGCCCACACACUUUAACGUAGACGCCCAUGGCGCCGGACAAGGCGAGCUGCAGGCGGUGAUGCGGGAGGACCGCAGUGGUACCGAGGUACCGGUACGGAUCACCGACCACGGCGACGGUACGCUGCGUGGGGAGCUGACGUACCCGCGCCAGGGCACGUACACCCUGCACGCCCAGUUUGGCGGGAGGCCGGUGCCGCAGAGCCCUGUCCGCGUCACUGUUCAGCCCGGAGUGAACGUGUCCCAGAUCCGGGUGGAAGGACUCGAACCCACGGUGCCGCUGAUGAGUCGCCAGCAGUUCGUGGUUCGGACGCCGGCCGGUCUCAGUCCGGCCGAUCUGGCCGUUACCGUCACCUCUCCGUCUGGUGUGCGAACUCGCGCCAACAUCCGACCCACGCCGGCGGGUCUGCUGGUCGACUUUGUGCCUCUCGAGCUCGGCCUGUACUGGCUGGGAGUUCGGCUGGCCGGCGCAGAGCUCACUGGUCGACGGGUGGCCUGUGUGCCGGCGGCGGCGCGCAGUGUGCGGGUGCACGGACCCGGGCUGACGGGAGGCGGCGUCCGACAGCCACAGAGGUUCGUCAUCGAUACCCGCGGCGCCGGGCAGGGCGGUCUCGGUGUCACCGUCGAGGGACCCUGCGAGGCGGCCAUCAACUGUCGAGAUAACGGCGACGGUACCUGUGAUGUGGCCUACCUUCCGACGGCGCCCGGUCUCUACCUCGUCAACGUCUGCUUCAACGACGAACAUGUGCCCGGCUCACCGUUCCGCGCCACCGUCCAUCCGGAGCACGCCUCGCCGGCGCCGGUCCGAGAGCACGUCCGAGAGCACGCCGAGCACGUCCGAGAGCACGCCGAGCACGUCCGGGGGCACGCUGAGCACGUCCGCCACGCCGAGAGGAACGUGCACGCCCAGCACGGCCACGACGCGCGGAGCGGCGCGGCGCGGCCGGACGGACGUCGCCAGCGCGCCGGCCGUGGUCUGGAGGACGUGCGAACCACGGGAUACGGAGUCCAUCCUUACGGUGUCUUCGUCGACUCGCCGGCUGACGUAACGCUGGACGCGCGCAGUGUGGCCGGCUGUGAGGAGGGACGGGUCACCUGCCUCAUCACCAACCCCUCGGGCGACACGACGCCCUCCUAUGUGGAGUCGGGCCGGGAUGGAACGUUCCAGAUCUCCUACACGCCGUUCGAGGAGGGUCGCCAUGAGAUCGAGAUCGCCUAUAACGGUGUCCAGGUGCCGGGCUCGCCGUUCUUUGUGCACGUUCGACGAGGCUGUGAGCCCAGCCGGGUGACUGCCACGGGGCCGGGCCUGCGAGCAGCGACCGUCAACAAACCCAACUCGUUCACGGUCAACACCAGAGGAGCGGGCACGGGCGGCCUGGGUCUGGCCAUUGAGGGCCCCUCCGAGGCCAAGAUGUCCUGUGUGGACAACCUGGACGGCUCGUGCCUGGUCCAGUACAUCCCCACCGAGCCCGGAGAGUACGACGUCAACAUAAAGUUCGCCGAGCAACACAUUCCUGGGUCACCCUUCAAGGUGCCGGUGGUGUGUGAGGUGGACGCCGGCGCCGUCAUCGCGCACGGCCCGGGCGUCACAGCCGACAGCUGCCGCGCUAACGUACCCAUGUCGUUCACUGUGGACGCCACGCGGUCGGCGCCGGCCGAGCUGCGGGUCGACGUGCGCAGCGACAGGGGCCCUCUGCCUCGCCGGCCAUCGGUGAAGGAUAAUCGGGACGGCACUUACGAGGUGACGUACGAGCCGCCGCCAGAGGGCAGCAUCUGCAUCCCGCGGGUCACCUGGGGCGGAGUUGACAUCCCCGGCAGUCCGUGGCGUCUGCCGGUUCGGCCCACCUGUGAGCCGUUCCGGGUACGUCUCUCCGGGCCGGGGGUAUCCGGUCGCGGCCUGCCCGCCUCCCUGCCCACCCAGUUCACCAUAGACACCAGGCAGGCCGGCUUCGGCGACCUCGAGGCGCAGGUCAUGGGUCCUGACCAGCAGCCGCGCACGGUGGAGAUCAUUGAUAACGAGGACGGCACGUUCACGGGAUGGUACACGCCGGACGACUGCGGCCAGUACCGGGUGGCCGUCCGGUACGGCGGUAGACCGGUAGCCACCGCCGCCGUGCCCGUCCAGGUUGUGCCCAGUGGACAGGCGGACCGGUGCCGGGUGGAGCAGGGCGACCUCCGGGACCAGGUGAUCAGCGUCGGAGAGGAGCAGUGUAUCACCGUCGACGCCAAACGCGCCGGAACCGGAAACAUCACGUGCCGGGUCCGCUCCGCAUCCGGAUCCAGCUGCGCAGAUGUGGAUGUCGAGGACAACAGAGACGGCACCUACAAGGUGUACUUUCGGGUGGACAAGCCCGGAGAAUAUGUGCUCAAUAUUAAGUUUGGCGGGGAGACCAUUCCAGACGGACUGUACACAUUCACGGCGCAGGCCGAGGUACCGGUGACUGCCUCUCGGACCCAGCAACUGAAUGCGUACAACUCUCUGCGCUCGCCAGUUCCUGAACAGCGCAGCUUCCGACCAGUAGAGCUCAGUGGCAUCCCUCUGCCCUCGUCAGGAGGACGUGUUACAGCCGAAGUCGUGAUGCCGAGCGGCAAUAAGGACGCCGUGGUGGUGCAGGACAACCGCGACGGAACCGUCUCCGUCAAAUACGAGCCCAAGGAGGAGGGCGUCCACGAACUCAAUGUCAAGUACAAUGGCGAGCAUGUGCAAGGCUCUCCGUUCAAGUUCCACGUCGACUCCAUCUCCAGCGGCUACGUGACCGCCUACGGACCGGGCCUGAUCUAUGGCAUCACCGGCGAGCCGGCCAACUUUACCGUGUCGACCAAGGAUGCCGGCUCAGGUAGCGCCACCAGCCGCGGCGGCCUGGCGCUGGCCGUGGAGGGGCCCAGCAAGACGGACAUCAACUGCCACGAUAACAAGGACGGCACCGUGUCCGUCAGCUACCUGCCCACCUCGCCCGGCAUCUACCACGUCUCCGUCAAGUUCGCCGACAAGGACAUCAAGGGCAGCCCGUUCCCGGUCAAGGUCACAGGCGAGGGCCGCAAGCGUAACCAGGUCUCGAUGGGAGGUCAGUCGGAGGUCACGCUGCCCGGAAAGGUGACGGAGAAGGACAUCAAACUGCUGAACGCCCUAAUCACCGCGCCCUCCGGUCUCGAGGAGCCCUGCUUCCUCAAGAAACUCGACAAGGACCAACUGGGCAUUUCGUUCACGCCUCGCGAGAUCGGCCAGCACCUGGUGGCCGUGAAGAAGAAGGGCACUGAGAUCGCCGGAUCGCCGUUCAAGAUCAUGGUCAGCCCGCACGACGUCGGUGACGCCCUGAAGGUGAAGGUGGAGGGCAGCGCUCUCACCUCCGGAAAGACGCAUCAGCAAAACAAGUUCACCAUCGACACCAAGUCGGCAGGCUACGGCGGUGUGUCCCUCUCCAUGGAGGGACCCAGCAAGGCCGAGAUCAAGUGCGACGACAAGGGAGACGGCAAGCUGGAGGUCUCCUACAACCCCAAGGAGCCCGGCUUCUACAUCAUCAACCUCAAGUUCGCCGACCACCACGUCAAGGGCUCGCCAUUCACCUGCAAGGUGACCGGCGAGGGCUCCAACACCCAGACGGAGCGCAUCAAGCGGGACCGCGCCGCCGCUCCCCUCACCGCUGUCGGCACUGACUGUGCGCUCACCUUCAAAAUGCCGGGCGUCUCGGCACUCGAGCUCUCCGCCUCUGUCGCCUCGCCGGGCGGUGUGGUCGAGGAUGCGUCCAUCUCGGAGCUGGAGGACAGCCUGCAUGCGGUGAAGUUUGUGCCCAAGGAGCUGGGCGUCCACACGGUGUCGGUGCGCUACAGGGAUGUGCACAUCCCCGGGUCGCCGUUCCAGUUCACUGUUGGACCACUCAAGGACGGCGGUGCGCACCGUGUCCACGCCGGCGGUCCCGGCCUGGAGCGGGGUGAGCAGGGCUGUCCUUGCGAGUUCAACGUGUGGACCCGAGAGGCCGGCGCCGGCUCCCUCGCCGUCAGUGUGGAGGGUCCCAGCAAGGCCGAGAUCGACUUCAAGGACCGUCAGGACGGCUCGUGCUACAUCAGCUACGUCGUCUCCGAGCCAGGCGAGUACCGUGUGGGUAUCAAGUUCAACGACUCGCACAUCCCCGACUCUCCCUACAAGGUGUUUGUGUCCCCGGCCAACAAGGACGCGCACAAGGUCACCGUGGGUCAGCUGCCCGACGCCGGAGUGCAGGUCGACAAGCCUAUCAUCUUCACUGUGGACCGCACCGGCUGCAAGGGCCAGAUGGACUGCAAGGUGGUCAAUCCCAGCGGUCACGAGGACGACUGCUUCAUCACCUACCUGGACGACGACACUUACUCGGUCCGAUUCCUGCCCAAGGAGAACGGUAUUCACCAGCUCCACGUCAAGUGGAACAGCGUGCACGUGCCGGGCUCGCCGUUCCGGCUGAAGAUCGGCAGGCAGGACGCCGACCCGGCCGCCGUGCACGCCCACGGAAAGGGUCUGGAGAAGGGCCACACGGGCCACAAGUCGGACUUUAUCAUCGACACGUGCAGCGCCGGCGCCGGUACCCUGGGCGUUACCAUCGACGGACCUUCCAAGGUGGCCAUGGACUGUACCGAGGUCGAUGAGGGCUACAAGGUGCGCUACACCCCGCUCAACCCCGGCCACUAUUACGUGGCCAUCAAGUACGACGGCUAUCACAUCGUCGGCUCGCCCUUCAAGGUCGAGGUCACCGGCGAUGAGCUGGCCGAGAUGGGACCCAAGGAGCAGUCCACAGUGGUGGUGGAGACCAUCGCCAAACAGCGAAAGGGACAGCAGGAGAAACACGUCGUCUCGCUGCCCAAGUUCGACUCAGACGCCUCCAAAGUGCAGUCCAAGGGCAUGGGCCUGAAGAAGGCAUACCUGAACCGUCAGAACCAGUUCCAGAUUGAUGCCGGUACCGCAGGUCAGGAUAUUCUGUGGGUGGGCUGUUUCGGUCCCAAGAACCCGUGCGAGGAGGUUCACAUCAAGCACAUGGGCCGUAAUCAGUACCAGGUGCACUACACGGUCAAGGAGCGCGGCAAGCACAUUCUGGCCGUCCGCUGGGGCGCCGACAACAUCCCCGGAUCGCCGUUCGAGAUCGAGGUGUAGGCGGGGCGCUCCAUGCCCGCGCCAGUCCGGUGCCUUUCCCGUGCCUUGGUGCGUGCGUGACCGCCGCACAGAUCUGAGCUCGUAUCAGUGUCGGCCGUCGGGGCUGACGGCGCCGCUGGGUUGUCCCCGCUGCCCGAGUGUCGGCCAUCGCUGAACAGAGCGGCGAGCCGCUCUCUGGAGAGGCGGUCCGCGCUCAGCGCCCUCUGCCGGCGGCCUGUACCAGCUCGUGUUCAUAGAGUGCCCGCCGCGAGGUGUGGGCGCCCCGAGCCGUCUUCCGUGGCGCCCGUCGGCCGGUCGCCGGCCGCCCGCUCAGGCUAGGCGCCCCGCGUGUGUAUCUGCGUGUACCGCCCCGUGAUCCGCUAACCUGUGUAUCUCCGGCGCUCUAACCGUGUGCCAAUAGUGGGCCCAGGCGGGCCGUCCACCGCCUCCCGACUGGGGCGAGCGAACGGCGCUCGGCUGCGGCCCCUGGUGCCAACUGCCCCCUCGUGGCACCCGCUGCGCGCUGCUUGAUCCACCAUGACGAGCUCAUUUGAUAGAGGUGUGGUUAUAUAUGACGCGAAAUAAAACAAUCGACACCUA